Molecule: messenger RNA, 1860 nt
Organism: Drosophila teissieri
Lineage: Eukaryota; Metazoa; Arthropoda; Insecta; Diptera; Drosophilidae
Product: transmembrane protein 135
Exons: 4
Coding region: 474-1841 (455 amino acids)
Source: RefSeq, a predicted model, not a curated record
UAAUUGCGAAAUUCGGAACUGCUGAAAGCUUAAAUUAUUCGGAGUAAACUCUACAGAAAAUUAUUCAAUAAAGCUCUUUGAAAUAGCACACAAUUUUGACCGAGAGCCUUAAGAGAAACCCCAACAUUUUGAUGAAUCAGCGUAAACAAACCAUAAGAAAGCGAUCAACCACAAAUUUUGUCUGACUUGCUGUGAUAAGCAUAGGUUUUACUAACACCCUAAGGUAAAGUUAGCUCCCCCAUAUCGACGAACUUGGCGCCCACCUGUUGAUUAGCAAGCACUUGAGGUGGAGGUGCGUAAGCCAGUAAACCGCUCAGAGUUUCAGUCAGUUGUACUUAAUGCUUGAUCCGGUCCAAACGUGCGGGGAAAAUCGAAGUUAUUGGUUUACCAGUGGCAACUAAGCUUAUCAGUCGUCUGCAUUCGAUAAGCAGAACCAGACGUUUCCAAUCCUUUGCGUGUAUUCAAAUUGGAUAAUGGCAGCACAGAGCAAACUCGCUGAGGUCGCCUUCCAAUGCAGCUGCCAGGAGUUCGCCCAUCCUUGGACGUCGAGCUGCGCCUGCGCGACGGCUGGCAUGCUGUUAUCCCUAAUCCCCGGCACAUUUAAGACUUAUAGUAUGGUCUACCUGUUGGCGCUUUUAAUGCGCAGACGCAUUCCUUCGCUCAAGGACCUGCGAAAGACCUUAACCAGUACUCUGCAGUCGACGGCCUUCCUCUCUCUGAAUGGAAGCCUCUUCAUCCUAGCCAUUUGCCUGGUGCGCCAGUAUCUCGGUGGUUUCUACUUCGGCACUGCAACCUGGUUGCCAGCACUUUUGGUGAGCUCCAUAUCGCUGGCAGUCGAGCGUCCGGAGCGCCGUACUCCACUGGCUUUGUAUGUGGCCAAUGUGGGCAUCGAAACGCUGUGGAAAAUGCUAGAGGCCCGUGGUCUGGUGCGAUCCAUUGCCAACGGCCAGGUGCUCAUCAUGGGAGCCAGUAUCACCGCUUUGAUGUAUCUAUAUCGUGCCGGACUGCAUAGGACUGUGGCCAAGGAUGCGACCUUUAAGGGAUUGGGUCUGAUCAUGGGCAAGGAGGAGGAGGGUCCCCUGAAGACCCCUACAGUGAUGAUCCCUCAGAGAUCUGACCUUGGAAGACUGAAUUUCCGCUGCAUCACGUCGUACCUCAGGGUCUAUGACCACCUGACUACCCUCAAACAUCCUUGCUGUCCUCACCAGUUUGGCUGUGCGGUGUACGCCCUCCUUGGUGGAGUUAAACCUUUCGUGGGCGGUGUGGGUCUUCAAGUGUGUUUGAAACUGCUGCUCAACACUUCGAAGAUACUCCAGCUAAAGAUGCAGUGGCGCCAGCAGAUCUUCAACAAGGGAUCCCUGCAGUUGGGCCUGGCGCUCGGAUUAUUCUCACUGCUUUAUAAGAUAACUUCUUGUGGCUUGCGUCACUCUUUUGGAUAUGAUAAUGCGCUCUUUGCCAUUCCAUGUGGCUUAAUAGGAUCAUUUGGGCUGCUACACUUUCCCAACACCACGGUGUCUCUGUACCUGAUGUUGAAGUCAUUACAACUCCUGUACAACUGGGGCGUCGCCGAGGGAAAGGUUCCCGAGGUGCCACAGUUCUCCAUGGCUAUGUACGGAUUCUUCACGGCCGUGCUUUGUCACUCAACAGUUCUGGAGGCACAAUCCAUGCGGCCCAGUUACUUUAAGUUUAUCGAAAACAUCUCGGGAGGUCGUCUUAGCCGCUUCAAUCUGAAGCCCUUCGAGGCAUUUGGAGUUAGGAGUCAGGAUCAGGCUGAUUAUGUUAUCAAAAAACUGGGCAUUGUUAUGUCCUCCGCAAACCCUCUGUUUCCACUGACUGUUUAGAAGGUCUUUCCCUCUGUAU